Loxodonta africana (African savanna elephant) is the source of this 1207-nucleotide messenger RNA. It is a transcript of the gene REM1, whose product is annotated as RRAD and GEM like GTPase 1. The transcript has 5 exons. Gene Ontology annotation, molecular function: GTP binding; GTPase activity; calcium channel regulator activity. The coding region runs from base 269 to 1165 and encodes 298 amino acids. Gene Ontology annotation, cellular component: plasma membrane. Gene Ontology annotation, biological process: negative regulation of high voltage-gated calcium channel activity. NCBI's taxonomy places the organism in Eukaryota, Metazoa, Chordata, Mammalia, Proboscidea, Elephantidae. The record is from RefSeq and is a predicted model, not a curated record.
CUAAGCUCACUAAGAAAAGUCAGCGCGCGACCGAGGCCUUGGGGCGGGUACCCCGGGGCUGUCCUAAUGGGUGGGGCUGGAUGGGCUGGGUGGGUGGCUCCUCCCCCGGCCAGAGCGGCGGGGCAGGACAAGCCCGACCGGCUGUGCGUUGAGGCGGGUGGUACAGCCUGGAGCAACCCGCAGCGGAGGUGGCCCGGACCCUGAACCCCUCCCCACCUCCAGGAAAGAAGGAAGAAAGGAAAGAAAGAGCAAAGCACCACCCCCCAGGAUGACACUGAACACCCAGCAGGAAGCAAAGACCCCCUUGCGUCGUCGAGCCAGCACUCCGCUGCCCCUCUCCCCCCGGGGCCACCGGCCUGGCCUCCUGUGCACAGAGCUCUCAACCGAAUCCCCGCAUGCCCGGUUGGGCCAAUCAGCCUCCCUCAACCCUCCUGCUCGGACCCCAUCACCUGCUCCUAAUGACUGGUCCUCUGAAUCCAGCGACUCUGAAGGCUCCUGGGAGGCCCUCUAUCGCGUGGUGCUGCUUGGAGAUCCUGGUGUAGGGAAGACCAGCCUGGCCAGCCUCUUUGCAGGGAAGCAAGAGCGGGACCUCCAUGAACAGCUGGGAGAAGAUGUAUACAAGAGGACCCUCACAGUGGAUGGGGAGGACACCACACUGGUGGUCGUGGACACCUGGGAGGCUGAGAAACUGGAUGAAAGCUGGAGCCAGGAGUUGUGCCUGCAGGUGGGCAGCGCCUACAUCAUCGUGUACUCCAUCGCGGACCGAGGCAGCUUCGAGAGCGCCUCUGAGCUCCGCAUUCAGCUGCGACGCACACAUCAGGCUGACCACGUGCCCAUCAUCCUUGUGGGCAACAAAGCAGACCUGGUGCGCUGCCGGGAAGUCUCCGUGGAAGAGGGCCGCGCCUGCGCUGUGGUGUUCGACUGCAAGUUCAUCGAGACGUCAGCCACCCUGCAGCACAACGUGGCCGAGCUCUUCGAGGGCGUGGUGCGCCAACUGCGCUUGCGCCGCCGGGGCAGUGCGGCCCGGGAGCCACCAGUGCCCCGACGGCGGGCCAGCCUCGGCCAGCGCGCUCGCCGCUUCCUGGAACGACUGACAGCCCGUAGCGCCCGCCGCCGGGCACUCAAGGCCCGCUCCAAGUCCUGCCACAACCUGGCUGUGCUCUGAGGCCCCCCGUCCUCAUGGGCGUAAGGGACACUGGGGUGCAUC